This is a messenger RNA of Brienomyrus brachyistius, 1629 nucleotides long. RefSeq names its product alkaline ceramidase 1 (gene acer1). The transcript is spliced from 8 exons. The record is from RefSeq and is a predicted model, not a curated record. Gene Ontology annotation, molecular function: hydrolase activity, acting on carbon-nitrogen (but not peptide) bonds, in linear amides. Gene Ontology annotation, cellular component: membrane. Gene Ontology annotation, biological process: ceramide metabolic process. The coding region runs from base 262 to 1071 and encodes 269 amino acids. Lineage: Eukaryota; Metazoa; Chordata; Actinopteri; Osteoglossiformes; Mormyridae.
AACAUUUGCUUGUAACUUGAACAAACACUGAACAUACCAAUUUUAACGAUAAUAUGACGCCAAUCUGACUUACAUUUCAGAAGAAAGCGUUAAUGGAGACCAGAAAACUUUUCAAGAGUGACAUUUUAAGUCCAUUAAUAGAAUUUUUACGUCGAGGUCUGAAGACUUUCUGCACAAAAGCCGACCAGCGAUGCUGCUGUUGACCAGGCUGACAGACGUGCAUGGAUUUCCCGCAGCAAGCUUAUUAAAUAAGCAGAGAGGAUGGCAGAGACGUCGGGGGUGUUUUCCUACGAAAGUUCGGAGGUGGACUGGUGCGAGGGUAAUUACCAGCAUUCCGAAAACGUGGUGGAGUUCUUCAACACAGUGAGCAGCUUUAUUUUCUUUGUGGUCUCCCCCCUAAUGCUGUACCUCCUGCAUCCAUACGCCAGGGAGAGGAACCUGGCUGUUCACCUGGUCUGGUUCAUGAUGAUCUUUGUGGGUCUCUUCUCCAUGUACUUCCACAUGACGCUGAGCUUCAUCGGUCAGAUGCUGGACGAGCUCUCUAUCCUCUGGGUGCUGGCCAUCGGCUACUCCCUCUGGUUCCCCCGGAGACACUUCCCCUCCUUCAUUAAGGACAGGACCACUUUUGCCAGGAUCGUCCUUUUGAUGACUAUCGUCACGACCCUGUCGUCCUUCGUCAAGCCUACGGCUAACGCCUAUGCACUGAACUUCUUCGCCAUUCACAUCCUGUAUUAUGUAACCAUCGAGCUGCGCAGCUGCACUGACCAGCGUGUGCUGCGUUUGGCUCGCACCUCCAUCGGCCUGUGGGUCCUCGCCAUCUCCUGCUGGAUCAGCGAUCGUUUCGGCUGCAGCUUCUGGCAGCGGCUGAACUUCUGCUACUUGCACGGGAUCUGGCAUAUCCUGAUUGUGGUAGCCACGGCCUAUGGCAGCACCCUCAUCGCCUACUUGGAUGCCUACCGUGAGAUCCCUUACUCACUGCCAGACCUGCAGUACUGGCCAAGUAACAGUUGGGCCUUAGGUCUCCCUUACAUCACCCUAAAGGAGCCCACCAAGACACAGAAGAGCUGCUAAAGGACAGUGUUACAAAGUCACAAGUUUCUCACUGACAUAAUACCUUAUGCAACUUAAGGUCUUUCUACCCUCCAGCUCCUUCUCAACUGGGAAUAACACUUACGUGCAUUAAAUGUUGUUUACAAUACACGGAAUUUCAUGCACACAUGUGCAUGUGAGAGAGAAGGUGUUUGGGAGAUUCACAAUCUGAGCGUAAAUAACGUCCUGUAAUGAAUGCAGUUGAAAUGUAUAUAAUGUUUUGUAUUUUUUUUUAUUAAAAUAGCCUGAAAACUGUUAUGCUAUGAUUUUUAGCAUAUUAUUUUUUUAGUUUUUCAAAAAAAUGGAUCCCUAACUUGACAAACUCUUUUGGAACAAAAGGGCAGAUUCGCCAGUGUUAUUGAAGUUCACUUCUUAAUUCAUUCCUGAUGGCUCCAGUGAACUUCAUAUUAUUUUAGCCAUAAGCUGAUGUGUGUUGCUUCUGGAACCUUCCAGGCACACCAGUGGGCAUUUCAGAUCUGUUUUUUUCUGUCAUGCAGCAGAAAAUAAACUUCAAGUGGAUCCAAAUCCCAAAUAAACUAU